Molecule: messenger RNA, 216 nt
Organism: Oppiella nova
Lineage: Eukaryota; Metazoa; Arthropoda; Arachnida; Sarcoptiformes; Oppiidae
Source: the annotation of a GenBank genome assembly
AUGCGCCGGGAGUUCCAGGUAGCCAAAAAUGCUGCUAUUAUUACCAUGGUAUUUAUUGUGUGUAGUGUCCCAUUCAAUAUCAUACAUUUUAACUCCGAUGAAAGGACUUUUGACUUUAAAUAUUUAGUUCAUUGGGAAGUUUCACUUUGGAUUUUACUUAUUAAUUCAACACUCAAUCCCAUAAUCUAUGAUUAUAAGGAUAUUAACCACUUUUAA